CUGUGUAUCUGAGCCGCACUGUGUGGGAAGCGCAGUGUAGUGUUGAUCUCAAAUCAACAUCCAGGGCUGAUUUUACUCGACAGUGGCCCGGAUGUGGCUUCACCUGCCACACAUUUGUGUUGUUCAAUGAAUACGCUCGGAGGUUUGUGUCAGAGAAGCAGCGACGACAUGGAGGCUGUUCAGUAAUCUACAGAACCUGUACAGAAACAUGCAGCACACAUCAUGCACGGAGGACAGGAUCCAGCACGCUUUGGAUCGGUGUCUGGAUGGACUCAGACAGAGCCCAACUGCAGCUCACCACUGGAAUGUGUUGAUGUGCUCAGCAGGCCAGUCAAUGAACCGCUGGAGCCUCGAGGAGCUGGUGAAGAGGGACCCAGACAACUUCCUCAUCCUCUUACAGCAGAUUAUCAGAAAAACCAAAGAGGUUCAGGAGCUCUCCCAGUAUGAACUGGUGGCUCCACUCGCAAUCAUGUUCUACUCCACGCUACUUCAGACACCUUACUGCCCGCCAGACAGGGAGCUGCUUGAAGAAGCCAUCGAGGUGUUCCGCUGCUUCCUCACCUGGCCUGAACCUUACUGCAGUGUGUGUCGAAACCUUCUUUCCACACUCCAGCUGGAGAUCAAGGCCCCAGGAAUUUCCUUCCAGAGAUUGGUUAGAGAGGAGCAGAGUCUGAACACAGCCACUGAAAACUCCAGAACCAUGACUGUUCUGCUGAUGAACCCGGCUGAAGUUCCUCCUGACUUUCUCUCAGUGGCUGAGCAGCUCUGCAGCAUUCAGCACUCACAGAAGGAAACCUACAUCACUCUGAUCAAGCAUGCGUUCCAGUCCACUCUAGGCACCAAGUACCCACUUCACAGCAUCCAGAGAGCCCUGGAGGGAAUGGGACUGACAGAACUUGGAGAAGCCUUCUCUACAUUGAAUAAUCUUUUGGAGACGGCUGCUGCCAUGGGUGCUCCUGAGAAAGGCCGCAGCCAUAUCAUUGCUGGACUUGAGGCACUGAGGGAGGCGCUGAACAUCCCAGGCUCCAAUGGAAGGAAGUCUGAUGGAAUGCUACAAACACUUCCAGUCCCCACUGCCAAAUGUCACAUGUUCCACUGGGAGAACGAUAACUUUGAUGUGUUGAACAACCUCUUGGAUCAUGAUGUUGAGGAAAUUAUAAAACGUGAACAGACCGAAGAGGAGCUGAGCUACGAUGAUGACGAUGACAUCGACAAUCACACAGGGAGUGAAAAUGAAGACGCAGACAAGAAAGAGGAGGAGCUUGAUCUCGAUUUGCCCUCGCUGACUUUCAUUCCUGACGGCAACGAUGCCAACUAUCGGGUCUCAACCUUCUCCACUAUUUCCUCCUUUUCGACGGCCUCCAAAGACUCCAUGUUCUCAACGUUGUCUGCAGCCUCCGAGUGUUACACCCCGUCGCUCAUCUCCGUCACAUCUGGAAUCGACAGUGACUACUUCGAGGACCCAGACGACAAUAUAGGCCUUCCUGUUUUAGGUGAAAAGGUCUCACCCAAGACUCUCAAGACAUCGGUUCGCCUCAGCCAGCACUUGCAUCGCCUCUUUGUGAGGCCCAAAAGCCCUCGUCUGCUGUAUCGUGCCAAAAGUUUAGGUACUGCGGAAGCUAAAGACUUUUCUGUGGUGCAAAAGAAGCGCUCCAACUCUUUACCCCAACAGGUCCAGUUCAAUACUACAAAGUCUUUAAUGAACCCACCGCUUCAGACUCUCCAGCACGUGUGCUUUAGAAGACGGCCUAUUCUGAGUAGUGACGGAGAGAAUAAGGACACUACGCUGAGGGUGGUGGUGUUUGGUGCUGAUCAUGUGGCAGGGAAGGUGGCGCGGGCUUACAACAGUCUCCGACAACGGGAAAGCGAAUGUCCACGUCUUAGCACAGCCUUCAGGCUUCAGUUCUAUUUUGUUCCUGUCAAGAAAAAGACAGCGGCAACUCCAGUGACGAAUCAUGUGACCCACAUCACGGCUCAGAAGGGAACUCCAAGGUCGAAUGACUUUAAUGUCCCUGGCUCAGUGGACAGCACUAAUGACAUUGCCAAUCUCCUUGGCAUGUUGGAUCCCUGGUACGAAAGAAACACUCUCAGCUUGCUUAACUUGCCUUCCAAUGUUGUCUGCCAGCAAACAUCCAAGACUGAGUCAGAGUCCUACAACAGUUCUUAUGAGCAACGCCUGCCCAUCCUGGCUGACCUGAUCCUGUACUACUGUCGCUAUGCCGCCCGCCCUGCACUGAUCCAGCUCUACAAAGCGGAGUUGACGUUAGCAUCCGGAGAGAGGAAGCUGGAGGUGUUUGUUCACUCCCUGGAGCUGGGUCACAGUGCAGGAACACGAGCGAUCAAGGCGAUGGGUGCUGGCAGUAAGCGGUUUGGCAUCGAUGGUGACAGAGAAGCACUGCCUCUGACCCUGGAUGUUGUGUACAACAAGGUCACGAUUAGUGGAAGAAGCCAGUGGAAAAGGGAAACGAAAGUGUGUACUUCAGUAAACUUGACCAAAGCCUGUAAGAACCCUGAGGAACUAGACUCAAAGAUGGAGUGUUUGCUGCUCACCAUGACGGAGGUCCUGAAAAGACAGAACAGUAAAGCCAAAAAGGGCAUUAACCAGCAGCUGAGCCUCACUGAGGUCAAAGUCGACAAGGUGCAGGUCAGCGGUGUGGAAAACACAACCUUUGCUGUGUGUCUGGACCAAGAUGAGAAAAAAAUAAUGCAAAGUGUUGUCAGGUGUGAAGUCUCAGUGUGUUUCAAACCUGACAACUCUUCAGACUGGCGCCUUCGAAGAAGACAUCAGACGGCUCAAAUCAAACCGCUCAACCCCACGUUCUGCUCCCUUCUCUGCUUGCCCAUAGUCACCUUCAGUGGGCCUCUUCCUUGAGUUCCACGGAACACGGUGCUGGAGCAAAAAUAAAUAAUAAUAUUAAAUCACAUUAUUGUGUUAUAGGACCGUGUCUUUAUCUCAGAGAAUACACUGUAAAAGCAUCUAUAUAUUUUUCUUAUUCGUUUUUUAUAUGAUGUUGUUAUUGUAUAGCAUGUUGGGUUUUGUUAUGUUUGUUUUUUGUUUUAAACUGAGUGAUGCCAUGGUUUGUGUUGUGCGAUUAUUAAACUGACCAGCAGGGGACAGUGUUGACAAAUCAUUUGCCUUGUCGCGUAACACGGUUGUAGAACACAAUUCCGAAAUUGAAAUACACUGUUUUGCACUUUUCCCCCCCCACACAAUUGCUUUUUUUAACUGAAGUUGUAUGUAAGACUAAAAGAGAUCAUUGUCGUUUGGUACAAAAAUAAAACUG
Messenger RNA from Synchiropus splendidus (mandarinfish), 3284 nucleotides. RefSeq names its product phosphoinositide 3-kinase regulatory subunit 5-like. Gene Ontology annotation, molecular function: 1-phosphatidylinositol-3-kinase regulator activity. Lineage: Eukaryota; Metazoa; Chordata; Actinopteri; Syngnathiformes; Callionymidae. Gene Ontology annotation, cellular component: phosphatidylinositol 3-kinase complex, class IB. The coding region runs from base 209 to 2872 and encodes 887 amino acids. Gene Ontology annotation, biological process: G protein-coupled receptor signaling pathway; positive regulation of MAP kinase activity. The record is from RefSeq and is a predicted model, not a curated record. The transcript is spliced from 18 exons.